Salvelinus sp. IW2-2015 is the source of this 3469-nucleotide messenger RNA. Its product is annotated as calcium/calmodulin-dependent protein kinase type IV. The record is from RefSeq and is a predicted model, not a curated record. Gene Ontology annotation, molecular function: ATP binding; calmodulin binding; calcium/calmodulin-dependent protein kinase activity. NCBI's taxonomy places the organism in Eukaryota, Metazoa, Chordata, Actinopteri, Salmoniformes, Salmonidae. Gene Ontology annotation, biological process: protein phosphorylation.
CACUGCCACCACCUACCCACCCCAAACCAAGGAUGAAAGGAGGAACACAUUGUAUAGCGAGAUAAGUGCAGACCAUUGGAUGGGCGUUCAUAUAGAGACCAAUAGUGAAGCGUGCAUCAGCCGCGAGACAAAAUCUAUAUUUGCGAAUAUUAUCAAACAACAUACACAUAGGCCUAUUGACGGAUCAUGAUUAUUGACGCACCUUAAUUAAAGUAUUCUAUAUCGGACCAUGGAAUGUUCUUUGUCAUGGACCUCGGGACUAUUGAUGUGCUUCGUUGCAUGAUAUAGUAAUGUUUUCAUGAGUACACUGUUGUGGGUGGGAUUGUGCUGCAAACGCUUCAAAGCGUAGGCUAUAUGUUUAUGGAUUCGGGUACUCACACCGCGAGGCCCCAUGGAACCUGCGACAAAUGAAAAGUAGUGCGUGCGUUUGGGCUUUGCGCUCCUCAGGAAUCCUGUGAUUUGUGUGAUUGGCCAACAUCAACAUGCCCACCUCACGCUCGGGCGCCAGCCCCGUGGAAUACUGGGUCGAUGGAUCGCGCAGAGAUGUCUCCAUGGAAGAGUUCUACACCAUGGGUCCUGAACUGGGAAGGGGGGCUACGUCAGUGGUGUUUCGCACUGAGGAGAAGCAGACACAGAAGCCCUAUGCUGCAAAGGUCCUGAAGAAAACUAUUGACAAGAAAAUCGUGCGGACUGAAAUUGGAGUUCUGCUGCGACUUUCCCACCCAAAUAUUAUCCGCCUGAAGGAGAUUUUUGAGACCGAGACAGACAUCGCCCUCAUCUUGGAGCUGGUGACCGGAGGGGAACUCUUUGACAGGAUUGUGGAGAGAGGAUAUUACAGCGAGAGAGAUGCUGCCCACGUCAUCAAGCAGAUUCUGGAGGCAGUGGCGUAUUUACAUGACAAUGGGGUGGUGCACCGUGACCUGAAACCAGAAAACCUUCUGUACGCUGACCUCUCUUUGGAUGCCCCGCUUAAGAUUGCUGACUUUGGCCUCUCAAAGAUAAUAGAUGAGCAAGUUACCAUGAAGACGGUGUGUGGCACACCUGGAUACUGCGCUCCAGAGAUCCUCAGAGGCAAUGCCUAUGGUCCUGAAGUGGACAUGUGGUCUGUGGGAGUGAUCCUGUACAUCUUGUUGUGUGGGUUCGAACCAUUCUUCGAUCCGAGGGGAGACCAGUACAUGUACAGCCGCAUCCUCAACUGCGACUAUGAGUUUGUCUCCCCCUGGUGGGACGAGGUCUCCCUCAACGCGAAGGACUUGGUCAGUAAGCUGAUAGUGCAGGACCCCCACAAGAGGCUGACGGUGAAGGAGGCCCUGGAGCACCCCUGGGUACUGGGCAAGGCUGCCCGUUUCUCCCACAUGGACACCACUCAGAGGAAGCUACAGGAGUUCAACGCCCGGCGCAAACUCAAGGCUAUCAUGAAGGCUGUGGUGGCCACCAGCCGUAUGCACGAGGGCUCCCGGCGGCGCACGGACAGCUGCGAUAUGCCCGGCUCUGACAAGACCACCUCCAGGCAGAGCAGCAUGCAGCAGGACCCUCCCCAGGACUCUCUGGAGGGCCAGGCCUGCCAGGGAACGGACACUUCCCAGACCCAGGAGGACGACCAGUGCCCCCCACCCCUCCCGCCACGCUGCCCCAUACCCUCCACCACCAACCCUCCUCUAUUGGCUGGGGGUCUCUUCCCCUCCCGUCCACCCACCAGGCCCCCGCUAAGGGGAGUUGAUGGGCAGAGACAGAUGUCGGUCAUCCCCAAGACCGCAGUGGUACGGCCUAGGGUGCCCCAGAAGAGCUGCUCCUCGGUGGACUCCACCACCACCAAGCGGGAUCCGUCCUCCCCGGUCUUGACCACUCCCCCGAGCCCCAAAAGCCUCGGCAACAGAUUCUCCAUGGGGGUGGAGUCUGGCAGCAAAACGGCACAGUGUCAAUGAGUGAGCGGCAGGUACCAAACAGUACGAGCUCCUCACCUACUGUAGGAGCUCCUAAUGUUAUCCUAAAAUGGCCGACGUCAUUGUGAGAGUCAGGUGAGAUGGUAGAAGAUGACAACAUGGAGGAGGAAGGAUGAGAGGGAGAAUGGAUGUCUAAUCUCGUCAUAUCUGUAUCUGUUUAGACCGGGGACAAACGACUACUAUACUGAUAUUUAUUGUUCCUCUGUGUGCGUAACGAGUUCAGAUACUCAUAACGAAUUUGCAAAUUAACUUUGGUCUAAACUUUGUUGCCAAGUUGCUUUAACCUCUUAAUUUUCAUUGCUUUUCAAGACAAGGCCUCUCUGAAAAGGACAAGGCCUCUGAACUGUUUUACUUCAAAGGCCACAUACUUUGUAUUCUCUGCACCUUUCUACAAUUCAAUGUUGGAAUCUACAGACUUCAUAUGCAAAUAUGUGAAUGCAUACACAUAAUCCUCUCAUUCAGGUAGUAAAGAUAUUGUAUUUGUGAGCUUAUGAAUGUAGUCAAGGUGUAUUGUAAUGUUUAUUUUGCAAUAAUGGUAAUGAUCUAAUAUUUGCACUGUAUACGUUGAUUAAUCUACAUAGAUCACAACAAAAAGCAUUCACACUGCUAAUCGUUUACUAUUUAAGUCAAACUGCACUUUUAUUCCUCUGGAAAUGUACAUGACUGACCAGAAUAGCUUGUUUGUGGCUCAAACAAAUUCUCUUCAUUCAUUGGUUGUAAAACAUUAUUGGGUAGUUACCCAUCUGCUGAAGGAACGCACAUCAUAUUCACCUCGUCUCUACAACCUCACUGGAGCUAGCACUCUACCUCUGUGUGCAGGGGCUUCCAACCCAGUAAUGUCAAAACCUGUAAAGAAACUGUUGGACGAGGUGAGGUUGAGGCAAAGCACAGCCUUUCUGCAACAGAAUCAUAUUGUAAGUGGCAGGUACAUACCUGCGAGGCGAACCCUCAUUUUCAUUGGCUAAGGGCUUUUCUCAAUGGAACUCAAAUAACUGAUCAAUUGAGUGUCAUUAAAAUACAGUCAAUUUCCAUUUCAAUGGCCAACCUUCACCUGCUAACUUGUAUUCUCACUAACAUUGCCAAAUAGUAAGCCUGCAUUAUACUGCUGAAAUGUUCAUACAUGUAUAAACCAUUCAUUUACACCUAUGAAAUGAUGUAUAAAGUAUGGCUGUUUUAAUUAUCAUAAUUAUUGCUUACAAAUGCAUUAUUUGGGGGUUGGGAGGGGGGUGUAGUUAAGUUGUGUUUGUUUUGUAAUUAAUUUGUUUCCCGUUUUUCAUUCAUUCAAAUAAUUGUAGCCUACCUUUUGAAGGUGACAUAUUUUAGACAUGAGAUUGAUUUAACGGUCAUAAGAGUAUUGAAGGUGUACAGGUCUAUACAUUUUGUAUGUUUGAUCAUAUCACAAUAAUCUAAAUCAAUUGGAUUUGAUUGUCUUGUAUUCUACAGAAAUAUUUAACACAGCAUCCAUUCAAGAUGGUAGUUGCUGUGUGAUGACAUAAAAUUAAUAAAACAUUUACUUAGAAGUCCAA